Molecule: messenger RNA, 967 nt
Organism: Microbotryum saponariae
Lineage: Eukaryota; Fungi; Basidiomycota; Microbotryomycetes; Microbotryales; Microbotryaceae
Source: the annotation of a GenBank genome assembly
AUGAUAAUUGUGUCUAUUGAAGUGAGUUCACGCGCGGACGCAUUCGGAACUGGGGUGGUGAUUGAACUCGGGAAUUGACCCCCGCGUUCUGCUUACUCGUACAGACCCGCGCAGCGAAAGUUGAACUUGUUGGUGGGCGACUUCGUCAAAACCGACUUGCCCUACUUUGACGUCUGCAUCUCCAACACACCUUACCAAGUAAGCCGACACCCAGGUCUCAUACCUCUUCGACGACUGAGAACUCAUUUCUCCUCUAACUCGCCCCAGGUCUCUUCUCCCAUCGUCUUCAAGCUGCUCUCUCAACGCCCUUUAUUCCGAGUCGCCAUCCUUAUGUUCCAACAUGAAUUCGCCAUGCGUCUCGUCGCUCGACCAGGGUCAACACUCUGGAACCGUUUGUCCGUCAACGUGCAACUGUACGCCAAAGUGGACCACAUCAUGAAAGUCUCGAGGAACAAUUUCCGUCCCCCACCUUUGGUCGAGAGUUCGGUUGUCAGGAUCGCACCGUUGGAUCCUCCGCCUCCGGUGAGAUUCGAGGAGUUUGAUGGGUUGACAACGAUAUGCUUUGGAAGGAGGAACAAGAUCAUCAGGAGCAACUUUACGGCCAAGGGCGUCGAAGAGAUGCUCGAGAGCAACUACAAGGCUUGGUGUGCCGAGAACGAACAGGUGAGUGCUGGGCUCUCUUGGGGAAGUUCUCCAAGGGAAAGGUGCGAUGACCAAGCCUCAUUUCCGUUUGAACAAUCAGAUGAUCGAAGACGACUUCAACAUCUCGCCAUUGCUCGCCAAAGUCCUCAAGGAGAGUGGCUUCGCCGAGAAACGGGCGGCCAAGAUGGACGUGGAUGAUUUCCUCAAGUAAGUCCAUCGUCGUCCCACAAUUUCCGAGGAAGGCCAUGAAGCUGACGUGUCGUUGGUUCACUCUUCGCCUAGGCUGCUGACCAUCUUCCACAAGUAUCAUCCUCACUUUGCGUGA